This is a messenger RNA of Onthophagus taurus, 497 nucleotides long. Lineage: Eukaryota; Metazoa; Arthropoda; Insecta; Coleoptera; Scarabaeidae. The record is from RefSeq and is a predicted model, not a curated record.
AUGCCCAAAAAGCCAGCAUAUGCAAAAUCAUACUUUGCUGUCAACUUAGAAUUGUACGUGGGACUGCAACCUGAUGGUCCAUUCAAGUUGAGCAAUAAGCCAAACGAUGUGGUUCUUAGUCUUAUAGCUCCAACUUUCGGCACAAAACGAAAUGUAACGUUUGAUAAUUGGUUCAGCAAUUACGAUCUGAUGCUAACACUGCUGAGACAACACAAAAUUACAUCCGUCGGCACGGUUAGGAAGAACAAACGGCAAAUACCCGAGAGCUUCAAAGUAGUGAAAAACAGACCAGACCAUUCCAGCAAAUUUGGUUUUCAAAAAGAUAUGACUUUAGUUUCCUAUACACCAAGAAAAGGUAAGGUUGGACUUCUUAUGUCUACGUUACACCAUACUCCAGAUAUUGAUGAAACUACUGGGGAUAAAAGUAAACCGGAAGUAGUUUCGUUUUAUAGUGCUACAAAAGGUGACGUAGAUGUCGUUGAUGAGCUGUCGGCGAG